Messenger RNA from Tigriopus californicus, 2991 nucleotides. RefSeq names its product mediator of RNA polymerase II transcription subunit 26-like. Gene Ontology annotation, biological process: regulation of transcription by RNA polymerase II; positive regulation of gene expression. Gene Ontology annotation, cellular component: nucleus; mediator complex; core mediator complex. Lineage: Eukaryota; Metazoa; Arthropoda; Copepoda; Harpacticoida; Harpacticidae. Gene Ontology annotation, molecular function: transcription coregulator activity. The transcript is spliced from 3 exons. The record is from RefSeq and is a predicted model, not a curated record. Bases 759 to 2420 code for a protein of 553 amino acids.
AUGAGUGUCAUUAAAAUCCAGUCGAGUGUGGUGUUGUUCCCCUGAGCAAAGGUGACCCUGUUGGCCCGGAUUUCUCGGGCGUGUGACCAGGCUAUCCGGUAUUACCAACUCAGUAUCGCCACCCUCGGGGCCUUCCCUUCUUGUGCCACUUUUUCACGGUGUAAAUCGUAGAUUUUUUGGUACUCCAGACUGCUGUUAUCCAGUACUCCGUUCCCCAAUCCCUCCCUCUUUCUUCUUCCCGUUGGGCAGGCGUGGGAUCGCUCGCCCGUUCCUCGACUUUCUCCCCCCCACCCUUGGCUUCUUAGACCCCCCUAGCCUCCCUGCCUGUGCUAUCCUGGUGUAAUCAGGAAUCCUCUCGCUCCAUCUGUGUAUCCUUUGCCGUUCGUGCCUCUGCUCUGGUUCAUCUUGCACUGACUGGCCCGCCGGAGUGGUAGACCCUCAUCGACUCCGAUGGUCUCUGAAGGUGGUGGGAGAGGAAGUACGCGUGGACUCGGGAGUCUAGAGUGUAGACCGACAACUCAGUCAGUUGGAGGAGGCGAGGAGUCGUUGUUGCAGCGCCCUCGACGUCGUUCAAUUCCAACGAGCUCUUAGGAGCUACUCUGACUAGUCUACUAGCGAGUCGAACGAACGAAGGAACGAGGAGAAGAAUGAACCUCGUCCUCGUCGUUUUAGUUCGUUUCCGCCAUCGAAGCUGAAUGGUCGCGUUUUGUGGGGGUGAUUGAGUAUCGUCCAUCCACCUAGUUCGCGACUUCUCCUUCAUGCAGCAAUCGAUCUUUCAAAUUCGGGACAAACUACUGGCGGGACUCGAUCAGGAUUACAAUGUGGUUGACCUAGACUGCGUUUUGGAGGUUCUAUCACAACUCGAGUCCUUCUCUAUCACCAAAGAAGCCCUUGAGGCUACUCGUUUGGGGAAGCACAUCAAUGAUCUAAGGAGGAAUACCAAAGAUCAGCAAUUAGCCAAUCGUGCCAAAGCAUUAGUCAAGAAAUGGCGCAAACUCUUAGUCAAUCCUCAACCGUCUGGAGGAGGCGGGGCGGGAGGUGGCGGCACCGCCCCACCUUCAGUGGCGCCCAGUGAGUCAUCGGGAAAUGGAUCUCGCCAGUGUUCCCCGGGUCUCCCAACGGCACCUCAGGGGGGUUCUACCCUCCACUCUACUACUCUCCACAAUUCCGUCGGAAAGACCUCGAGCAAGACUGCAUCGAACAGUCCCAACAAUGGGUCCUUGGCUGUGAUUAAUCUCCCUCAUAUCUCGAGUUCACUCCCUUCCAGUCGGAGCACAAGUCCCGGGGGCGCUGGCCUGUCCCUCUUUCACUCUUCUCGCCCCACCUCACCCGAGAGCCGUCCAAUCAGUCCAAGUAGUCAGGGGUCGGGCGUGUCUCGGACCCAUCAGAAUUCAAAAAACAAACGCUCCAAGCGAUCCGCUGGCAGGGGACCUCACGAGGAUGAGCCCAACGAAAAGAGAAGCCGCAUAUCUCAGGUCAUUGGAUCCACCAACGGCUCUCUCGAUUUCCAGUUGGACUGCGACACCCGAGACUCAUUCGUCAGCAAUGGGAGUGGGGGACCCAGUCACCUGGGAGGGCCCACCGAGCUCUUGGGUGGGUCCAAGGUGCUGGGUAAUGGGAACAGCAAUGGUUCUCUGGUUGAUGGGCGAGAUCACAAGUCCCGCCGCUCGAAGCGACUGGGAUCCAGGGAGAACAACCUACCCAGCAAUGCCACCUCAGUUAUUGAGCAACAAAUGCAAUCGGCAAGGAAGACAGGCAAAGUCAGAACCACUCAAGAAAUUGUCCAAGAAAUGGCAUUACGCUCCCAAUCCCCCCGCCUUAUGAGUGAGGGCGUGGCUAGUAACCUUAGCGCGACUUCCUUGAUGAUGCCCUUUGACGGGGGAAGCUUAGCCCAAUCCAAAGACCAAAUGAUGAACAAGUUCCUGGCCUCAUCGUUGAAUGGCGUCCACGGAGGCAGUGAUAGCGGGGGGCCCUCCACAGCUUCUUCCCACGCCCCAAGUCCCGAUCCACCCGCCGAAUUGUCGAGUGGUAAUAAUUCCCUUGGUCGCCACUUUUUGGACCCUGUAGAUGCAGUGAUGGCUCAGCUUCCGGUGAUAGAUGCGGCCGAGGUGCUAGCAUCCUAUAAAUUGUCAGAAGAAAACAGCUCCGAACAUCUCGAUAGCAAAGAUGACGGCGAAGUUGAUGAAGACGACGACGACGACGUAGACGAUGUUGAGAUCGAAGGUCUCAUCCCAAUCAAGCGUGAACCCCCGAAACCAAUCGACGAAUCAUUCCUUAGCAAACUUCAUGACGGACAUCUCGAGAACGUGAACGGGAACACCGACCACAGUGGCGAGUUCUGCGAAUGGCACGAGGUCCUGUCCAAGGAGACCAUGGGCGGCGAGUUGCUUUACAUAUUGCCUUACAGCGUCAUCGAUUGACUGAGAAUGAUGAUGUUGAUCACAUGUUCAGCGGUCCACAUAGCUUGUGAGGGUUGCUCUCACACCACUUUCGCCAUCCGUCUACACUCUUCUGUGUCUGGUCUCUUUAUGGCCAACACCAAAUUCCUGUGAGCCCUGUUAAUUUCCCUCCUUGUGGGAGUCAGUUUUUUCGUGGCGAAUUAUGGUCAAAAUCGUGUGGCAUAUUUUUGGUUGAUUAGGUCGGGUUUGACUUCCAAACGCUAACAUGGCUUGACGCUACGGAUCAGACCGAUCAAACCUGUCAAAGAUGAUUGCAAUGCAUAAGAAAAGGAUGGUGAUUCUACUUCUAAUCGAACAGCCACAACGGAAAGCGGAAAAGUGUUGCUUGAAUGGGGAUUUGUCUCGCCAUGUGACAGCGUCGCUCAUCUGUGGGUGUUAACACAAGUGCCUCCUUAUGUGUACAUAAUAAUAAUGAUAAUAACUUAAUCGGUAUACUUCAAACCACAUCAACAGCAACCGCUACUCGAUAUGACUCGGCAUUCCUCAUUCUUAAUUAAUGAGUAAUAUAAUAAAAUUAUGAACAACAGAAUAA